This is a messenger RNA of Echinococcus granulosus, 2673 nucleotides long. RefSeq lists its product as hypothetical. Gene Ontology annotation, cellular component: PAS complex; endosome membrane. The transcript is spliced from 16 exons. The record is from RefSeq and is a predicted model, not a curated record. NCBI's taxonomy places the organism in Eukaryota, Metazoa, Platyhelminthes, Cestoda, Cyclophyllidea, Taeniidae. Gene Ontology annotation, biological process: phosphatidylinositol biosynthetic process; positive regulation of kinase activity. The coding region runs from base 1 to 2673 and encodes 890 amino acids.
AUGAAUGUCCGAGAUUACAAGCCACUACCCAACGCAUGUGUGAAAAAUUUAUGCGAUAAAUUAUUCGAAAAACGAAAAGCAGGUGCGAUGGAAGUUGAGCAGCUGGUGAAGACUUAUGUUUCAAAGGAUAAGAAGGAUGAAAUUGAUAAGAUUCUACAGAUCUUCGGACAAGAGUUUAUUGUAUCACCGAAUGCCAACGUGAGGAAGGGUGCACUUUUUGGCUUAGCAUCCGUUGCUAUUGGACUGGGACAGGUAGAUCAAUGCAUUGGUUUUGCUAAAUUUCAGAUCUGUCAUUUAUACUCUGACCAACUUGUUGCGCCUAUUUUCCAAGCUCUUCGAGAUACCGAUUCACAAGUUCGAUAUGCUGCCUGCGAAGCUCUUUACAAUAUACUGAAAGUACUCCAUGUUCACUCACUGGAAUAUCUUAACGACUUGUUUGAGGCGCUUUGCACGGCUACAGCCGAUCCAGAAAUGUCUGUAAGGCAGGUUGUGGACCACUGUGAUCGCCUCUUGCGUGAUAUUGUGAUCCAGAAUCGAAUAAUCGAUGUGAAGGCUUUCAUGCGCAUUGUCUCUGGACAUCUCCGUACGCGAAUUCCAUUCACUCGUAAAUUUCUUGUUGGUUGGAUCGGAACCCUAAAUUCAGUUCCUGGGCUUACCAUUAUUCAGUAUAUUCCACAACUCCUAGACGGCCUUUUGACCAUUCUUGGUGAUGAAAAUCCGGAUAUUCGGCGAAACUGUGAUGUUCUUCUAAAUGACUUCCUAUCCAACACCAUCAAGGAUCCAGAUACUGUUAACGUUCUCUCAAUGAUACACAUUCUAAUCAGCCACUGCCAAGAAUCCACUCGGCUUCUUGCCUCAUUGAGUCUGGACGAGAGGACGGCGGAGGCCCUCUUGAACUUCUCUGGUCCAAACCUCUCACCAGAGCGUCUGCGACAGAUAACUUCCCUUCAGUGGAUCCGGCAAUUUAUCCACAUCUCCACGUCCAAGGGACUCCAGCUUAUGCCCCUAGUGGCUCCUAUCCUCUCCGCUGUCCUUCCGUGUAUCGAUGACAGGGACGACCUAGAUGAUAGAACUGCAUUGAAACGGGCUGUUGAUAUCAAUGAGGUGUUAAUGAAUUUUGUUCACAAUCUCCGGCAGUCACGCUCGGAGAGCGGCGAGUGUGAUCUAAACUGCUCCGCCUUUCUAAAGGUGAUCUACGGGACGUUCGAUCACCCCUCUGUCCUCACCCGUCUGGCCGCAUUGCGUUGGAUUGAGGUGCUUCUUUCCGUUAACCCGGAGGCCGUUUUUGCCAACUCUGCUGAGCUCAUGCCCCUACUCCUCAAAUUACUCUCUGAUCCCGCUGUUGAGGUUGUUCACUCGACUGUCUCACUCGUGGGCUGCCUAUGCAAGCACCCAGUGGCUCAUCAUGCGUCAGGAGACGAUAGGGCCUCGGUGCAGCGCCUCUUCUCUAGUCUGGUGCGUAAGGGAUCGGUGGCGCUGCCAGCGAGCCUCUGCAACGCUGUCGCGGCUGACCGUGAACGCUCCAACCUCCUCUGUCUGCGUUUCCUCUAUGACCUUGUUCAACGAUUCAUCAAUGACUCUCAGAUGCUUAGUGAAAAGGGCAACCUCAUUAUUACCGAUCUCUGCUUGGCACUGGGCGCCAAGUCUGUCUACUAUAUGAUGGCCCUGAUCGUAUCCAACCUCCUUAAGCCCAAAGAGGCCUUCAUCAUCGUGCAGACACUCAACCAGAUUCUCCUUACUCAACCCUCUGUCCUCGACUUCCGCGAGUAUCUUUACACGAUUGAUCUUAAUAAGGAUGCAGAAUUAUUCAAGGAGCUCUAUCGUGCCUGGUGUCACAAUCCCGUGGCUCUUCUCGCCUUCUGUCUUUUGACACGGAACUACACACAUUGUUGCGAGAUUGUCAACGGAGAGCUGGCCAUGUCCGUGGAGGUCCUUGUGGAGUUGGACCGUCUAAUCCAGCUGUUGGAAUCUCCCGUCUUUGCAAGACUUCGGCUGCAUCUUGUUGACAAGAGAUACAGUCCAGCACUGCAAGAGACUCUUUACUGCCUCCUCAUGUGUCUUCCCCAAACUGAGGCUUUUGAUAUUCUCAGGCGUCGGCUUCAAUGUCUCCCCAGCCACAUCCUCAACCAACCCAUGAGUGCUGCAUCCCGGUCAGACAAAGUGGAUUUCAACGCUUUAUUAGUGCAUUUCCGUGAAGUGCAACGCCUACACCAUGAAAAUCGGGUGAAGGAGGAGGCUUUGAUGGUUGAUGCGAAGGAGACUCGGGGCGCUACCUCCACAGCGAAUACUAUGAGAGCCGCCACCACUAACACCACAAGCACCCCCAUAUCGGGUACUGCGACAGCCUCAAUCCCAAUCGAAUUGGGAUUUCUUCAGUCAGAGCAACUAACCAAUCCUCUGAUGGCCAAUUCGACGCAAUUUUUUGUAAAAUCUUCCUUAAUCCUACGUAACACUGGUUUUAUUCGUAUGUGUGUAAUGGAAGUGAUAGUGGCCAAAAGUGGGCUCGACCUAGCUAAUAGGGACGGUGGGGAGGGCCUCACCUGUCCGCGCGAUUCAUGUCUCCUGGGUGGGUGCGGUGGGCACCUCUAUGAAUUUUCCCUCGUCCUUCAGCUCUUCUGUUACGUUGACACUGAGAUAGCUGUCGGAGAGAUCAGGUUAGCUGUCACUCUGUAG